Molecule: messenger RNA, 1935 nt
Organism: Lutra lutra (Eurasian river otter)
Lineage: Eukaryota; Metazoa; Chordata; Mammalia; Carnivora; Mustelidae
Gene: AZIN2
Product: antizyme inhibitor 2
Exons: 10
Coding region: 419-1801 (460 amino acids)
Biological process (GO): positive regulation of catalytic activity; negative regulation of protein catabolic process; positive regulation of polyamine transmembrane transport
Cellular component (GO): cytoplasm
Molecular function (GO): ornithine decarboxylase activator activity; catalytic activity
Source: RefSeq, a predicted model, not a curated record
UGCUGGGCGGGCGGGGCGCAGGCCGCGGGGCCCGAGCCGGGGGGAGCGGGCGAGCGGAGGCGCCGAGGAUCCGAUUCACUCGCUGGGGAGACCUAUGGGCCGAAGCCGUGUAAAUGCGUUUUAAGGCGAGUGCGGGGAGUGGCUCGGGGAGCCUCCGGGGGCGGACGCCCUCGGCUCCAGUGCUGACCUGCCCCCGGCCCCCUUGCCUCCUCUCAGCAGGGGCCUCGGCUCCGCAACUGCCACUCCUCCUUGGGGUGUUGCACAAGUUUCGAGGUCACCGGCGACCCUCCCUAGCAGCGCGCCUGGCUCUGGCCCCCGCGAAGGAGGACGGGGCUUGGUAAGUGUGUUGCAUACUUUCUAAGGCAGCGAGGCUGCGGGGCAGCGGCUCCAUCCAGCCCAACGGCUCCUCCUCCUCGGCAUGGCUGGCUACUUGAGCGAAACAGACUUUGUGAUGGUGGAGGAGGGCUUCAGCACCCGAGACCUGUUGGAGGAGCUCACUCUGGAGGCCUCACAGGCCACCGCGGGUGACGUUGCUGCCUUCUUCGUGGCCGACCUGGGUGCUGUGGUGAGGAAGCACUUUUGCUUCCUGAAGUGCCUGCCCCGAGUCCGGCCUUUUUACACAGUCAAGUGCAACAGCAGCCCAGGUGUGCUGAAGGUCCUGGCUGAGCUGGGGCUGGGCUUCAGCUGUGCCAACAAGGCAGAGAUGGAGUUGGUUCAGCGUAUUGGCGUCCCUGCCAAUAAGAUCAUCUACGCCAACCCCUGUAAGCAAAUUGCACAGAUCAAGUACGCUGCCAAGCACGGGGUCCGGCUGCUGAGCUUUGACAACGAGAUGGAGCUGGCAAAGGUGGUAAAGGGCCACCCCAGUGCCAGGAUGGUUCUGGGCAUUGCUACUGAUGACUGUCACUCCCUGAGCCCCCUGAGCUUCAAGUUUGGAGCGUCACUGAAAUCCUGCAGACACCUGCUUGAAAAUGCCAAGAGGAGCCACGUGGAGGUAGUGGGGGUGAGUUUUCACGUUGGUAGCGGCUGUCCUGACCUUCAUGCCUACGCUCAGUCCAUCGCAGACGCCCGACUUGUGUUUGAGAUGGGCGCUGAGCUGGGCCACAGGAUGCAUCUCCUGGACCUUGGUGGUGGCUUUCCUGGAUUGGAGGGGGCCAAAGUGAGAUUCGAAGAGAUUGCUUCUGUGAUCAACUCAGCCUUGGACCUGUACUUCCCAGAGGGCUGUGGCGUGGACAUCCUUGCCAGGCUGGGGCGCUACUAUGUGACUUCGGCUUUCACCUUGGCUGUCAGCAUCAUCGCCAAGAAGGAGGUUCUUCUGGACCAGCCUGGAAGGGAGGAGGAAAGUGGUUCCAUCCCCAAGACCAUCGUGUACCACCUCAGUGAGGGCGUGUAUGGGAUCUUCAACUCAGUCCUGUUUGACAACACCUGCCCUACCCCCAUCCUGCAGAAGAAAUCAUCCGCGGAUCAGCCCCUGUGCAGCAGCAGCCUGUGGGGCCCUGUGGCCGACGGCCAGGACUGCGUGGCUGAGGGCCUGUGGCUGCCGCAACUACACGUAGGGGACUGGCUGGUCUUUGAGAACAUGGGCGCCUACACCGUGGGCAUGGCUUCCCUCCUCGGGGGGACCCAGACCUGCCGAGUCACCUAUGCCAUGUCCCGGGUGGCCUGGGAAGCGCUUCGAGGGCAGCUACUGCCUACAGAGCAGGACGAGGACACCGAGGGCAUGUGCAAGCCUCUGUCCUGUGGCUGGGAGAUCACAGACACCUUGUGCGUGGGCCCGGUCUUCACCCCGGCGAGCAUCAUGUGAGCGGACCCCGUUUCCCCCCGGAGAACUCCAGCGGGGCCGCAGAGAUGCCUCUGGGAGACGUGAGGAAAGCAGCAAACAGGGGCACCCUCUGGCCAGGACUGUGGUGCUCGCUCUGCUUCCCCCCACGCUCCGCC